Messenger RNA from Diospyros lotus (date-plum), 1428 nucleotides. RefSeq lists its product as uncharacterized. The coding region runs from base 268 to 1086 and encodes 272 amino acids. Lineage: Eukaryota; Viridiplantae; Streptophyta; Magnoliopsida; Ericales; Ebenaceae. The record is from RefSeq and is a predicted model, not a curated record. The transcript is spliced from 3 exons.
ACGGGGGAACUCAAAGAAGAUAAUACGACCGACUGACAAGAUGAAAAUGCAGUGGGUCAAUGCCAACAAAGAUCAAUCCAUGAAUAUGACUUUCCUCUAUCGUCUAAUUUGAUUAGCUCAUCAGUCUGACUAUCCAGAGAGCCAUGCCCCUUAUUUUCCCCUCCCCCCCUCCCUCUCUCUGCUUUUACAUGAAGUGGCUGCCAAAGUCCCUCCAGACACCGAACACAGAGAGAGAGAGAGAGAGAGAGAGAGAGAUAGAGAGAGAGAAUGGGAUCCGAGGAGACAGCAGAGGAGGCAAGUUCCACCCCAAGGCUUCCACUGUUCACCGUCCCAACAACCGUGGAGUCGCCGGAGCGUUCAGGGACGGUGACGCCGCCGCUCCACACGUCGGCUGCAGUGCCAUUCCGGUGGGAGGAAGAACCCGGCAAGCCGCGGCCCUGCACCGCCCUCAUCGCCCUCCCAACCACCACCACCACCACCACCAGCAUGUGCCGCCUGGAGCUGCCUCCAAGGCUGCAGCUUGUGGAGGCGGCCGCCGCCGCCUCCAAAAUGACCAAAGCGCCCUCCCCCACCACGGUCCUGGACGGUCCCUACCCUCCGCUGCUGCUGCUUCCGUCCUCCUCUUCUUUCAGGUUCAAGGGGCGGGGGUCGACUUUUGGUAAUCGUAGCCCUGAGAGAGGGCAGCUCGGUGCCAUGGUUCUCGGCGGCAAGAGCAAGAGCAAGAGCAAGAGCAAGAGGCCGCCGGAGGAAAGAAAGGGCAGCAGGGGAGGGUUGUUUGGUUCUUCUUGGGGGCGGAAGGCAGCGACAAGACUCGGCGGCAAAGGGGAGGGUGGUGGGGGUAGUUUGGUUUUUUCGUACUCCAUAGACAUUACAGAUUUUGGGCCUGGCUCUAAUGAGGAGGCUGGUACUGGUAGUGCAAGUGCAAGGAUGAUGACGAUGAAGAAGAAGAAGAAGACGACAAAGACGAAGACGAAGACUCCAAUGACAAGGCAGGGAAGGAGCCACAGCCACCUCUCUGCUGAAACUGAAGCCAGCAGCAGCUCUCGCAUCUGGGUACCUUGCCCUUGGACACCGGGGGCCAGCUAACUUGCUACUGGUGGUACUUAUUGACAUUAUACCCGCAGGAUAAUGGGCAACCAUACGCGAAGGCUUUAAGCAAGUUCUUCCAUGGAGCAAGAAGCCCAAGAAAGAAGGCUCGUAGAUUGAACCGUAUCUGGUCUUUGGUUUCCUGUGAAAAGCUACUUUAGUAGCCGAGCAGCUAGCAUGGCCUUUUGAGAUUGAAAUUGGAUGUAAUAUGUAAUAUAUUUCUAUAUAUGUAGGUAUGAACGUAUGUAUACAGAUCUAGUCUAGAACAAGUGGCUGCUCUCUGCCAAUGAUAAUAUUCGUGUUUUACAUUUGUCAUGUAUAAAACGUCUUGCCCUAUGCCAA